Molecule: messenger RNA, 1005 nt
Organism: Impatiens glandulifera
Lineage: Eukaryota; Viridiplantae; Streptophyta; Magnoliopsida; Ericales; Balsaminaceae
Product: myb-related protein 308
Exons: 3
Coding region: 1-1005 (334 amino acids)
Source: RefSeq, a predicted model, not a curated record
AUGGGUCAGCACUCAUGCUGUAAUCAGCAAAAGGUAAAGAGAGGAUUAUGGUCACCCGAAGAAGAUGAGAAACUCAUUCGAUACAUCACCACUCAUGGCUAUGGAUGCUGGAGUGAGGUCCCUCAGAAAGCUGGGUUACAAAGAUGCGGAAAAAGUUGCAGAUUGAGAUGGAUCAAUUAUUUGAGACCCGAUAUUAGAAGAGGCAGAUUCUCUCUCGAUGAAGAGAAGCUCAUAAUCAACCUCCAUUCUGCAGUUGGAAACAGAUGGGCGCAUAUUGCGAGUCAUUUGCCGGGCAGAACAGAUAACGAGAUUAAGAAUUAUUGGAAUUCUUGGAUUAAGAAAAAAAUAAGAAAGUCGGCUUCAUCUCAUGAUAUAUUGAAGACUAAUAGUAACCCAAUAUCUACUAACAACACAUGUACUACAAUAUCCACCAACAUUAUUAAUAAACACAUAGAGCUUCCCUUUGGAUCCAAUAAUUACCCAUUGAACCAAAAUGAUCAAAAUCAAGAUCUUGUCACAAAGAUGCAACCUUUCCAAGACACUCUCUUCUCUUCACCUAGUCCCAGCAGCCUGCAGUUCAUGUUUGACACUAGCUCAUUUGAAGGUCUUGUACUUAACCCAGAUGAACGAAUGAACAUUAAUUUUCUAGAAUCAUCUGGAAUAAGCUGCGAGGCGAAUUGGCUUAACCAACAAGAGAUUCAGUAUCUCCCAUCAAAUUCAUUCACAAAUGCUUGCACCUCAAGCUAUUUGCCGCCAUUGGCGGAUCAGGGCUUGGCAUUGGCUGACAUGAAUGCUGAUCAUCAUCAAACACAGAAUUGCAAUGUUGGGUUAAACGAAAGAGAGAUGGGAAUGGAGUGUUUAAAUAGGCAAGAAUUGAAUGAAUGGGUUGAAUCACAGAGCUGUCCUAGUUUGCUAUUUUGGGAGCAAGAGGAAGAGGGAAAGGAAAUUGCACCCACCUCUUCUACCAUGGCUAAUAUUCUCCCUUCUUUUCCUUCUUCCUUGUAA